AUGAGAGAAAAACUUCUUCAAGAAAAGAGAAAGAAAGAAAGUGUUAGUGAAACACUUGAGAGGAAAAAGAGUGAUCAAAAGAAGAGUGAAACACUUGAAUAUGCUGAGCUUGCCGUUGAAGGCAGAGGCCACUUGCUGAACAAGGUUCUCUAUUUGGGUUGGAGAAGAGAAGACACACAUCACAAGCAGAUCCAGAAACCCAAAACCAUUUCUCCUUCCACUCCUUCAACCAUACAUUCAGCUCCUCUUUAUUCCUGGAACAAGUGUACGCCGGGACCCGAAACUCCUCCAGGUCCUCCACCACAUGAGUAA
Messenger RNA from Sphenostylis stenocarpa, 312 nucleotides. The record is from the annotation of a GenBank genome assembly. NCBI's taxonomy places the organism in Eukaryota, Viridiplantae, Streptophyta, Magnoliopsida, Fabales, Fabaceae.